Molecule: messenger RNA, 1104 nt
Organism: Linnemannia hyalina
Lineage: Eukaryota; Fungi; Mortierellomycota; Mortierellomycetes; Mortierellales; Mortierellaceae
Source: the annotation of a GenBank genome assembly
AUGGCUGCUCGUCCCGUUAUUUCCGUUUUCUCCGAGUCCGGCAAGGAGGCCGUUGGCACCCAGGUUUUGCCCGCCGUCUUCAAGGCCCCUAUCCGCCCUGAUGUUGUCCAGUUCGUCCACAAGAACAUGAACAAGAACCACCGCCAGGCCUACUCCGUCUCCGAGAAGGCUGGUCACCAGACCUCUGCUGAGUCCUGGGGUACCGGUCGCGCUGUUGCCCGUAUUCCCCGUGUCUCCGGAGGUGGUACCCACCGUUCCGGCCAGGCCGCUUUCGGUAACAUGUGCCGUGGUGGUCGCAUGUUCGCCCCUACCAAGAUCUGGCGCAAGUGGCACGUCAAGACCAACCAGAACCAGAAGCGUUUCGCUACUGCUUCUGCCUUGGCUGCUUCUGCCCUCCCUUCCUUGGUCUUGGCCCGUGGUCACAGAAUUGAGCAGAUCGAGGAGGUUCCCCUCGUUAUUGGAAACGGUGUUGAGUCUUUGACCAAGACCAAGGCCGCCGUUGCCCUCCUCGAGGCCAUCCACGCCUACGCUGAUGUCGUCAAGGUCUCCAACUCCCGCAAGCUCCGUGCUGGUGUUGGUAAGAUGCGUAACCGUCGUCACCGCCAGCGCCGCGGUCCCCUCGUCGUCUACGCCGAGGACAACGGUAUCGUCAAGGCUUUCCGCAACAUCCCCGGUGUUGAGCUCGCCAACGUCCGCACCCUCAACUUGUUGCAGCUCGCUCCCGGUGGACACAUGGGUCGCUUCAUCAUCUGGACCCAGAACGCUUUCGCUCUCUUGGACCAGAUCUACGGUACCUACCGCAAGUCCGCUGCCCUCAAGAAGGACUACUCCCUCCCCUCCCACAUCAUGUCCAACCCUGAUGUUACCCGUAUCAUCAACUCUGCUGAGGUUCAGGGUUCGUUGAAGGCUGCCGGUCCCUCCAAGACCCCCCGCCCUUACACCCAGAAGAAGAACCCCCUCAAGUCCAUGGCCGUCAUGAACCGUCUCAACCCCUAUGCCCAGACCCUCCGUCGUGCCGAGAUCCUCAAGAAGACCCAGAAGAAGUCUGCUAAGAAGGCCCCCAAGACUGCUGCUGCCUUCUUGAACACCCUCCACUCCGAGUAA